AGGUGAGAAUAUUUGACAUGUUUGCCUAGUUAGUCUGCUACCGUCACACGGCGGGAAUAAAAGGGACCGAGUGAGCCAUUGAUGUAUCCUGCCUGGUAAAAGGCAGUCAAGUUGUGCAAUCUCAUUCCUGAACACCCUCACAGAACUUUGACCCGGGUCACGGAGAUAAAACCUGCACUUGGACUGACGAGUCAGCAGAGAAGGCACACUGAGAGGAAAGAAGUACACGAUGGUGACCAUGUGGAGCACAGCGGCAGCCCUCCUCUUCAUUCUACAUGCUGUGUGUGCUCAGAGCAGCAUUAGGUGGUGCACCAUCUCGAAUGCUGAGCAGAAGAAAUGCGAAGCCAUGUCCCUGGCUUUCGCCCAAGUCUCCAUCCGGCCAUCGCUCAGCUGCGUUGGCGGAAGCACUGUGGAGAACUGCGUGCAGAAGCUCGAGGCAAACCAAGCGGAUGCUUUGUCCAUGUUCGCCCCCGACAUCUACAACCUGAGGAAGAGCGCCUCGUUCAAGAUAGCUGCCAAUGAAUCAAAGGCUGACGGUACCGGGGCGGCUUACUUUGCCAUCGCUGUUGUGAAAAAGGUCAAUUCCAGCAUCAACAUCAAUAACUUGGCGGGGAAACGGAGCUGCCACACCGGCAAAGGCCGAACGGCUGGCUGGAAUAUGCCCGUGGGAUAUUUCAUUGACCAGGGCACCGUGUCGGUCAUGGGCUGCGACAUCUCCAAGGGCGUGGCCCAGUUUUUUAACAGCAGCUGCGUUCCGGGAGCAAACCAGGCCGGCGAUCCGGCGUCUCUGUGCCAGUUGUGCAAGGGCGAUGACAGUGGACAGCACAAAUGCGAAGCCAGCAACAAUGAACGAUUUUACAGCUAUGAAGGAGCGUUCAGGUGCCUCGCUGAAGGUGCAGGAGACGUAGCUUUUAUCAAACACACUACGGUUGAAGAAAAUACAGAUGGUCACGGCCCCGAUUGGGCACAUAAAUUCUACUCCAAAGACUACGAGCUGUUGUGUCGUGACGGCAGAAGACUUCCCGUCAGUCAGUGGAAGACUUGCAAUCUGGUCCGCGUGCCAUUUCGGGGCAUCGCCGUCGGCAAACACGUCACGCCGUCUGUAGUGUUUAACAUGCUUGCUGAGGGACUGCAAAAGUCUGGAUUCAACAUGUUUUCCUCCAAACCUUACGGAGCAGGGACGUUGCUCUUUUCCGAGUCCACCGCCAUGUUUCAGAGCUCCGAGUACGAUGACCCUAAGAAAUGGAUGGGUCAGCUUUAUCACGAUGUCAUGAGCGCCAUGGACUGUAAACUUCCAGAAAGCACUUUGCGGUGGUGCGUGCUGUCAACGGGCGAGCAGCGCAAAUGUGCCGCCAUGGGCGCUGCCUUUCAAGAGAAAGGGCUCGUUCCCAGGGUCAACUGCAUCUACGGUGACUCGGUGACGGACUGCUUGGAGAAAAUCAAAAACCGCAAAGCCGAUGCCAUUACUCUGGAUGGAGGUUACAUCUAUACGGCGGGCAAGGACUAUGGAUUGGUACCCGCUACUGGAGAGAGCUAUACAGCCGAUCGCGAUGGCUCCAACUAUUACGCAGUUGCCGUGGUGAAAAAGAGCAGCUAUGACAUUCGGAGUCUUGACGAUCUCAAAGGCCGUCGCUCCUGUCACACGGGAUUGGGUCGCACUGCCGGUUGGAACGUUCCGGUAUCCACCCUGAUUGAGAAAGGCUUGAUCAGCCCUCAGCAUUGCCAGAUAGCCCAAGCGGUCGGUGGGUUCUUUAAGCAGAGUUGUGUACCUGGCGCCAAUCAGCCCGGUUUCCCUAGCAACCUGUGUGCCUUAUGUGCGGGAGACACCACAGGGCACAACAAAUGUGAGAAAGGAAAAGACUUGUACGACGGAUACGACGGUGCCUUCAGGUGUCUGGCCGUGGGAGAUGGAGACGUGGCUUUCGUCAAGCAUUUGACCGUGUUCCAAAAUAGCGACGGUACGAGCGGAACUCGGACCGAACCUUGGGCCACGGAUCUCCUGUCCAAAGAUUUCCAGCUGCUCUGUCCGCAAGGUACCAAAGCUGAGGUCACUCAGUAUAAAUAUUGUCAUCUGGCACGCGUGCCCUCCCACGCUGUAAUGGUGCGCCCGGAAAGCAACAUCCACGCCAUCUAUGGACUCCUGGACCGUGCGCAGACUUAUUUUGGCAGUGACACAGCUCCAGACUUCCAGAUGUUUGACUCGCAGGCUUACAAGGGCACAGAUCUUCUCUUCAAAGACUCCACCGUGCGCCUCGUGGGCGUGGCUGACAGAAAGACCUACCAGGAGUGGCUGGGCCAGAAUUACUUGGACUCACUGCUCAACAUGGAGUGUAACUCAUCAAGUGCAGCGGUUUCCUCGCUGUGGUUGGUGAUCACCGUCGCGCUGCUGUGCGCCAUGCUGACGGCCAUCUGAAGGCAUGCUACGCAACGCAACUUGUCCCACUCCCUUCCCUCGCACUGUUCUCUUUUGCUGAUCACUGGUUCUAGUAGAAGGAUCCCACCGUUGUCAACUUUGAAAAAGAUUUGUCACUUGCGAAAGAAAAUUGUUCACAGAAGGUGAGCUGCCAUAUCAGAGCAUAUGCUGUCACCUGUUACAUUCCAACCUCUUUUUCUCAAGGCGCUUCAGGGACGCACGCUUUCUUUCUUGCCAUCACUAAUCAGCCGCAGAAAAGUAGUCCUGAUCAAAAU
This is a messenger RNA of Syngnathus acus (greater pipefish), 2688 nucleotides long. Its product is annotated as melanotransferrin-like. The record is from RefSeq and is a predicted model, not a curated record. Gene Ontology annotation, biological process: iron ion transport. NCBI's taxonomy places the organism in Eukaryota, Metazoa, Chordata, Actinopteri, Syngnathiformes, Syngnathidae. Bases 230 to 2413 code for a protein of 727 amino acids. The transcript is spliced from 16 exons. Gene Ontology annotation, cellular component: early endosome; plasma membrane; extracellular region.